CCGACCAGCGAUGGCGGAGCUUUAGCCAGGCAGGAAUCACAAUCCUCUUGCAAAUCAGUUUUUAUUUAAAAAAAAACUCCAACCUAUUUUAUUCAUUAAGAAAAAGAAACAACAGCGAUGAAUUGAUGGCGAGGCCCUGCUGGAUCUUAAAAAUCCCCCUUGAUAGGAACACCAAAAUUUGACAUGUCAUGCAAAGCCCCCUUUUCCAACAGCAAUAAAAUUGUUAAAUUGGACGGGGACCAUGGCGACUGAGGUGGGUACUUCAGCCCCGAGCUCGAUAGCACAUCCUGGGGUCGAGCCCGAGGAGGAUGAGGAACACUGGCUAUACGGGGAUGAGAACUCUGAGAAGCAACCCGGAGACCCGGCGCCAGGAUUCCCGGAUUCCACUCAGGAAAGUCACGUCAGCAGCUCGGAGGACAAGGACACCGCAGACCAGGUUGCUCAGAGCGGCGAGGAUGAGGAUGAGGAAGACAGUGACAGUGACAGCGAUGAGGAUGACGUCAAGGUCACCAUUGGCAACAUCAAAACAGGAGCACCGUCAUACAUGGCAACACCGAUGAACCUCAGUCUGAAAACGGGACGGGGAUACGGAGCAGCUGCUACCGCCAAGCUGCAGCCGAAGGGAGUGGACCUGGAGGCCACCGGGAACAUCAACGGGCUGCCGGCGCUGGAGGCGGACCCUGACUCCUUCGAGGACAAGCCCUGGAGGAAGCCAGGCGCGGACCUCUCGGAUUAUUUCAACUACGGCUUCAACGAGGACACGUGGAAGGCGUACUGCGAGAAGCAGCGCAGGCUGCAGCUGGGCCUGGACCCGGCCGGCCCUGCCGCCACAGAGAACAAGAUCACGGUCCAGCAGGGGAGGAUGCCGGUGUUGGAGAAGGAUGUGGACCUGGCCGCCAUCAAACCCGAGUUCAAAGCCGACUUCCCCCCCACUCCCGUCCCCCUGCCCCCCGGCAGGGUCAAGGCUGGGCCACCCCCCAACAGGAAGCUGGGGGGCACCAUCGACGUGAUCGGAGGGCAGACGGGGGCCAUUCGAAGGGUGGAAGGCAGGCGGAGAGAGAAGCACGCUUCCGAUGAGAACCCCAUCCAGGUCCUGGGGGACCAUGGCAACAAGAGCCAGGCGUUUGCUCCCCAGGCAGGACCCCCCCCACCCCCUAUCGGGGCCCCCCCACCGCAUUUCCUCCACCCCCCUCCACCCGUCACCAGCGUGCCGCCGCCUCUCCACCCCCCGGGUAUCCCUCCACCAGCCAUUCCAGGCCUGUUCCCCCCACCGAUGGCUCCCCCCCCAGCCCUGCUCAUGCCCCCCCUGGACGGGUGCCCGACCUCCGCCUACGGCAGCCGACCCCCUCCUCCCUUCGGCUACAGCUCCGGGGUGCUGCUGGUGAUCCAGGCUGCGUUCCUACUCCAGCUUCGUCAGCUACCCUCCCAUCUCGACCUCGCUCACGCCUUGGGUCACCUCGGUGGAGAAGGGCAGCAGUGGCGCGGGCAGCGCGGGACACUGGGAGUACCAGGGCUCUCGGAGAGACCGGGAGCGGGAGCGAGAUCGGACCCCCACCACCAGCGAGUACAGCAACGAGGACGAGCGCUACCGCUACUACAGCCGCGAGCGGAGCUGCGAGUACGAGCGGGAGUACCACCACGGCCGGGAGCGCAGCCGCGAGCGGGAGGAGCGGCACCGCGAGCGCCGGCACCGCGACAAGGAGGACGGGAGCAAGCACAAGUCCUCCCGCCGGAAACAGCACGACGGCGAGGAGGGAGAGAGCCACCGCAGACACAAGCACAAGAAGAACAAGCGCAGCAAAGAGGACAAGGAGGCCGCCGAGGACGGGGCGGGGGAAGGGGAGGAGCCAGACAGCAAGGAGCAGUGACUUCCUGCCGAGGCCACGCCCCCUCCAGCACACUCCGAGCAUUCCCACAAUCCACUGCACUCCCCCCUUCUGCCAGGCGCGCGCGGCCCUGCGGCACGUCAUCCCUCCCGGCCUCGUGGGCCCUGGAAGGCGUCGGACGCCUAGUUAGCCAACCUUCCAGUCCGCGCGUCUCCGCAAGAGCCAGCGUCCACUGCCGUGAAGUGGGCUGGGCUGGGCUUCUGCUAAUGAAGACUUGAGGGCUUCUUGAGAGAACAGUACACUCUAUAGUAUUAUUUUUCAUAUAUUGUCAUGACUUCCUUAAGAAAAAAACCCAAGGCUGUAUUACAGUUUUUCAGAAUUAAUUUUUGUAUUAAAAGAGUUUGCUUCGUCUACGGUAUCAGUUUUGAUGACGAUGAUGAUGAUGAUGGUGCUCAUUCGGUCUUUCCCACCAACGGGCUGUGGGUCGAGGAAGAGAGGCUUGCGGGAAGCCACCAGUGAACUGUUUUAUCACCAGCAAAUGCAACCCUGUCCGUUUUGGGUGAAAUUGAACAGUAUUUUAAGAACUUUCAUGCAUGUAACACCGGCUGUUGAAGCUAAAUUGCAAAUACUGCGUAAUUUAAACCCAUCAUGAGUAUGGAGCUGUUUCAGUGUUAUAGAAAAGGUAGGAUAAAAUACCUAAUGGAGUCAUAUUUGUAAGCCUCGUUGACGAGGCAUGGGUCAUGAGGGGAUGUGACUGCCUGACUGCCAAAUCUGUUGGAGCUAAUUUCCUGGCAAGAUCAAAAGCAGUGGAUGUGUAACAAAGUGGUUUUGUAAUAAAAUAGAUUUUUAGCCAUAUUCCAAA
Messenger RNA from Lepisosteus oculatus (spotted gar), 2688 nucleotides. RefSeq names its product pre-mRNA 3'-end-processing factor FIP1-like. Lineage: Eukaryota; Metazoa; Chordata; Actinopteri; Semionotiformes; Lepisosteidae. The record is from RefSeq and is a predicted model, not a curated record. Gene Ontology annotation, cellular component: mRNA cleavage and polyadenylation specificity factor complex.